CCAUUGUUUGGCACUUUCCAUACAUUAGUUGUUGUAUUGUUUUGUUCACGCAAUCUAUAACUCAAUUCAUAUUACAAUCAAUUGAUUGCUAUUUACAUACAUUUAAUAUUGCAUUCAUUUGUUCAUGAAAUUGUCCACAUUUGAUACCAUAUUUUUAUAUUUUAUUUAUUAUUUUAGAUAUCAAUAGUAGUAUUCAUAACAAUAAUAGACAUUCACUUGAAGUCAAAUCGAUACAGUAUUUUGUGAAAAGUGAUGGCAUUUCAAUAGUGAUACGACCAUGGUCAUAUUGCUAUUGUUCUGAUUGCAAUUAGUGACAAUUCAUUGAUAUCAAGUGACCCACAUCCAUUUGUUUAUACGUUGGGAAACAAAAUCAAACUCGUGGACAGUAUGACUGCUAUGACUCAGGACGAGAUCAUCACAAACACCAAAACUGUGAUCCAAGGGUUAGAUGCCCUGAAAAAUGAAAACCAUACCAUACUCGCCGGUCUUAUGGCGUCCCUCCAAGUGGUCAGAGAGACGGCCAAAGGCGACGGCAACACCCGUCUCAUGGAGGAGAAGGCGUCCAUCAUUCAGAAGAGUAUCGAAUCUAUCGAACUGGGACUCGGAGAGGCACAGGUGAUGACAGCACUGGCCGGACAUUUGCAGACAAUCGAAGCCGAGAAACAGAAACUUAGAGCACAAGUGAGACGUCUGUGUCAAGAGAACGCUUGGCUUCGGGAUGAGUUGGCCAACACUCAGCAGAAACUGCAGGCAUCCGAACAAAUGGUGGCACAACUGGAGGAGGAGAAGAAACACCUGGAGUUCAUGAACUCACUGAAAAAAUAUGACGGACAGGACUCCACCAUUUCCGAGGACUCGUUCAGUGAAAAAAGCAAAUCCGAAACCGAACCGCCCCUUGACUUAGGCUUUCCUGAUGACGACGACGAUGUACACCCAGAAGGUCUAACGCCUACACCUCCCGGACAAAUGGCCGCUGCAGCCAAUGCUGGCUAUGAAAUACCGGCGCGUUUGCGAACAUUGCAUAAUUUAGUGAUACAAUACGCCUCUCAGGGCAGGUAUGAGGUGGCGGUGCCGUUGUGUAAGCAGGCAUUGGAAGACUUGGAGAAAACGAGUGGUCACGACCACCCGGAUGUGGCCACAAUGCUCAACAUACUGGCCCUCGUCUAUAGAGAUCAGUAUAAAUACAGAGAAGCGGCGAACCUUCUGAACGAUGCGCUCACUAUUCGCGAGAAGACGUUAGGCGAGAACCACCCGGCAGUGGCCGCCACUCUCAACAACUUAGCCGUUCUCUAUGGCAAACGGGGGCGUUAUAAGGAGGCGGAACCCCUAUGCAAACGGGCGCUUGAGAUUAGGGAACGAGUGUUAGGCAAAUCACAUCCAGACGUGGCUAAGCAACUGAACAAUUUGGCACUUCUGUGUCAAAAUCAAGGCAAAUACGAUGAGGUGGAGAAGUAUUACUUACGGGCCCUCGAGAUCUACGAGAAGGUGUUGGGAGCGGACGACCCGAAUGUCGCCAAAACGAAAAACAAUUUGGCGUCGGCUUACCUCAAGCAAGGAAAGUAUAAGGAGGCGGAACUCCUAUACAAACAAGUGCUCACCAGAGCUCACGAGCGCGAGUUCGGCAGUAUUGACGCCCAAAACAAACCCAUUUGGCAGUUGGCAGAGGAACGGGAGGAGAUCAAGAGCAAGAAUGGAGUGCCCAAUAACGCUGAAUAUGGCGGUUGGCAUAAGGCUGUAGAUAAAUGUCCAACAGUGGCGACAACACUGAAGAAUUUGGGCGCUUUGUAUAGACGGCAGGGGAAGAACGACGCCGCGGAAGUGCUCGAAGAGACGGCACUCAGAGCUCGCAAAGAGGCAUUCGAUGCGGCCGUACGUCAAGGCAAGUCUCCUCAUUAUUUAACCACUGAUUUUAUAGCUGCACAACAGCCCAGAGAUAAAAGACGAUCCUUUUCUAAGGACAGCAGUAGACGUGGGUCUCGAGAAUCUUUAGAGAGUAUGGGCGACACCAUCGCUAUGAACGACGACGUGAGUAACCACAUUAAGACAUUAAUUGAGAAAAGCUGUCAUAAAAUGGUCUCAUUUAAUAUCAUUUGCAUGACUUGUAUGGCAAACAUCACNCAGGGGAAGAACGACGCCGCGGAAGUGCUCGAAGAGACGGCACUCAGAGCUCGCAAAGAGGCAUUCGAUGCGGCCGUACGUCAAGGCAAGUCUCCUCAUUAUUUAACCACUGAUUUUAUAGCUGCACAACAGCCCAGAGAUAAAAGACGAUCCUUUUCUAAGGACAGCAGUAGACGUGGGUCUCGAGAAUCUUUAGAGAGUAUGGGCGACACCAUCGCUAUGAACGACGACGUGAGUAACCGUCCCAUCACUUCAUAACUAUCCACUCUCUACUCAUAAACUGUGCAAACAUUGGCCAGACAUUAAGACAUUAAUUGAGAAAAGCUGUCAUAAAAUGGUCUCAUUUAAUAUCAUUUGCAUGACUUGUAUGGCAAACAUCACGUCGACUCUAACUAACUAUAAGUGAUUCAAUUGUUUCUUUUUAUUUAUUAAUUACUAUUACUAUCAAUGCAUUCAUAGCACAGACACAGC
Molecule: messenger RNA, 2589 nt
Organism: Oppiella nova
Lineage: Eukaryota; Metazoa; Arthropoda; Arachnida; Sarcoptiformes; Oppiidae
Source: the annotation of a GenBank genome assembly